Messenger RNA from Ciona intestinalis (vase tunicate), 3231 nucleotides. The record is from RefSeq and is a predicted model, not a curated record. NCBI's taxonomy places the organism in Eukaryota, Metazoa, Chordata, Ascidiacea, Phlebobranchia, Cionidae.
UAUUGCACUUUUAAAAGCCAUUUUUUAUCAAACGAAUUGUGCGUGUUAUAAGCAGCAGGUUAGCACGCAUUGGAGCAUGCAAUGCCUAUUUGUAAUAUGAUAUGGUCGCCCACUCGCGCAAAAGUUUAAAUUUAAAUACCUCCGGUUUGGCGGCUUAGAAUGAAUGAAUUAAAUUGGCUUUUUGUCGCUUCCUUCACGUUAACGUAUACAACAAUGAAAUAAGCAGGUAAAACGAGAGUAGCUAUAACACGACUAAGGUAAAAUAACAAAAAUAUUCGAUAAAAAGUUAUAAUCAAAAUGUGUUCCUAAAAAGUCACUUGUGGCCAAGUUGAUACUCGCUUAAGAAUGAACUGUAACAGCGUGAGCGGUUCUUGGGUGUUCAGUUUAUUAAGUCAUCCCUAGAGGCUAACCUAUAAUGGUAAGGUUUAUUGGACCAGACACCCAACGUAUCCGGUAACUUUCCAUGACGUAGAACAGGGCAGACACUAGCAAGCCAGCGGUGAAUGGCGUAAAAAGAUAACCUACGCUCAAAACUAUGUUUAUAAUAGGUCAGGCGUUACGUCUGUGGGUUUUAAAACCCUUCGUAUGAUAUAUCCAUUGGUCAGUUUAUAUUGAACUUGGGCACGAGAUUUUUGCGAAAUACACAUUUAUAAAGUAGCUAUUUAUAAAGUAGUUAUUAAAUGUUAAUGUAGUGGCAGGCAUUAUGGUGAUUAUAAAACUCUAGUCCAGUCCUAAGAUUAUACUAUAUGAUAAUUGUAAUAUGCGAAUCUGACCCUGAUCUGGUGUUCAUAAAGUUAAACGGCUCUUGUGCAAAGAAAUGCAGUAAGGAUCUCUCAGAUCCUUGCACUCCAACUGCACGAUCAGCAUUUCAACCGUGUGGGAUGUUCCACCGUGGCUUGACUUGUUUAUGCUAAACAUUGAUUAACGAAUGAAGCCGCCACCAGGAAACGAUGAUCUAAGUUACAUUAAUAGCGUUGUAAGGAUGGAAAGCUAUAUUGCUUAGUUAACAUAAACAAGUGUAUAUUAUUAGUCUCGCUUUUUGUCGCUAAGACGUGUAUUGCAACAGAAUGUAUGUGUUAAGUUAUAUAUAGUAGGGUGGGGCAAGAUGGUCAAUGGUUUCAUUCACUUUGACGUCCCAUAACUGAACCAUCUUGCCCCAACCUAUAAUCAGUAGGAAUGUGAAUAUAUAGGUUAAACGUCAUCCAACCGCAAAAUAACUUGACUACGUGUUAACCAGCGGGGUUAAUUCAAUCGAAAACUGAUUUUAACGUUGAGUUAGUUUUGUUUGUGUAUUUCUGAUUAGAAUCUGUGCUGCGUAUUGUUAACCAAGCGUGGGCGUUCAAUUAAAGCUACACGAUUCAGGAUGUGCGUGAAUACGUGGCAAUGUCUGGCAUGUAGAUAUUUAAUCCAAGCAUGCUCGUUGUAUUUAUCAUUCAGUAGUGUAGAGACAGUAGUAGAUUAAAGCAUUAUUUCACUGAAACUGUUAAAAUUGUUUAAAUUGAAGAAAAAGUUUCGGCGGGAGAGUUUAAAGUAGCACCUGAUGGGAAACCCCCUUCAUCGAUAAUGGUCAACUUCUCCGAAUCUUCCCCUUUCGAUUACAUUCGUUACGUCAUCAGUUUUACGUUGCUGUCGUUUUCCAUCGCUGUGACGUCAUAUGCAAUAUUUGAAGGAAGGACAGGGUUCUGGCCUCAAGUCCCAGGUCCGGCAGCUUUUGCUUUGUUCCUGGUUUGUCUGUUUCUGCUUGGAGUUGUAGAAGGCCUCCAGAUUUCUCUUGUUGAGUUAAAACGAAUGCAUCCUGGUACUUACAAAACCUCUUACCCACGAGCUUACAAGUUAAGUUGCAUCGCAGGAAAAGGAGACAAUGUUGAAAGGUUUCUUAUGGGAAGACAGGUGUUCGUUGUAUUCUUAGUUUUCUUUAUCGCCAAACUGACAACGAUCGUUCUAGAGGAUUUGAAUUCUGAUUUCUUUUUCCCGGUUCCACACUGGUUAUAUGUCAGUCUCCUUGAAACAGGUUUCAUAACCUGCGUACUUGUGGUCAUAGUUGCCCAACUAAUGCCGCAAAUUGUCGCCGCCAAGUUUCCUGUACAUUUCCUUGACAUGCGCAUUAUGUUUAUUGCAUAUUACGCUUGCAUAUUCGUUGAGAUGUCUGGCGUAACCCAUGCUUGCUGGUUGUUAUCUCAUUUAUUUGGAAAGUUAGCGGGAAUGAAAGACAAAAUCGAGGUAAAAGUUUCGCCAUCGUAUCCAGAUUCGGAUGAUUGUUUACCAACAUACGGGGAUAGUUGUGCGCAGGAUGGUGGUGACCAUGAUGUAAAGAUUGCGCUUCGUAAAGUUGGGGAGUGUAUUCAGUCAGGUCUACCAACAUACGAUGCACAAAGCACGAUUGACAAGAUACGUAGCGUAAACAAAGGCAUUGACGUGGAGUUAUCCGAAGACAAGCAGAGGAUAUUAAGAUGUUAUUUGGACAAUCAUCCAGAAAAGUUUUACGCAUUUCCAAGCGUUAUUGGAAACAAGUCCUUUAUUUUGUACCCAGGCUUUCCCCGCACCCCAAGAACUAGCCGAGCAAUUUCGGAGGAUGAAUUCGGAAGUUCCCGGAUUUCUUCGGGAUAUUUCGGAUCCCGGUCACGUGCCACCUCACAUCGUGGCUUGUGAAUUACUUCUGUUGAUUUCCGAAUUGAACGUCAGCUCUGGAAUUGGGGGCAUUGUGACGAACAAAGUGGAUUCUGGAAUGUCAUGAUUGUUCUACCGAUCGUUUCCGCUAUUACGCUAUUCUGCUUAGUUUGAUAGACAGCUCAACCACAAAGUUACAUACAUGGUAGCUCAUAAGACAUAAGUGGACACGACGUGUAUGAAAAACAAAACACCCGUGUUAUAAUUUCUAUCGAUUCCCCGCCAUGCGACGAUAAAUAAGUUAUGAACAUUCAUUCUGAAUAGAUGCAUUAACUCUCUUGUUCUAAAGGGUAUCGUAUUUUGUUUUCAAAUUGAAAUUUGGUAUACUACUGCAGGUAUUAUUUACUGUUGGAACGUUCUAUGAACUUUGUAUUUUCAUUAUUUUAACCGCAAAUGCCGUUUAUGUAAUUUGUGUUCCUAGAAAAUGUUUAAAUAUCUAGUCUUAUUGCGAAAAUUAUAGAUAAAUCAGUUUGUUUUAAUAUUUUAUACGAUAUUUUGCUUAACAUUUGUGUAUUUGACUUUUUAAAGACAAUGGUUUUCAAUAAACUAGGUAGUCAAAUAUUA